Messenger RNA from Theileria equi strain WA, 839 nucleotides. RefSeq names its product centrin, putative. The transcript has 3 exons. The record is from RefSeq and is a predicted model, not a curated record. Bases 288 to 839 code for a protein of 183 amino acids. Gene Ontology annotation, molecular function: calcium ion binding. NCBI's taxonomy places the organism in Eukaryota, Apicomplexa, Aconoidasida, Piroplasmida, Theileriidae.
ACGUUGCCUAGUUAAGCGCUUCCUCAACUCAAUAUUUUGUCUGUUUAUAUAUAGUAUAUGAAAGAACACGGAUGGCCUAAUAUAAGUCCUGAAAUUACCCAGUCCAGUAUACCGCCCAUAUAGUACACAUUUUUUACGCGUCUCCUAGUAAACGUUGAGGCAUUCAUCGAUACAGCGGGUGAAAUUCAACUUAUAAAACGUCCUAUCAACACACAUCAGUCUAUAGGGAUGUGUGCCUAUGAAUAGUAGGGGUGUCUAGCUGCGAUAUAAGGGGAAGCAAAUCAGAAAUGGUUCUCAACUGGUUGGCGGGAGGCGACGCAGAUCUCUCCAACAGUUUCUCAACCAACAGUGACGCGUCUGACUCUGCAGAAUCGGAUGUGGAAGAUAAAAGGGGCCGCCUAUACAAAAAUGUACUCAACAGAGACCUGGAAAAGGAAGUAGAAGAAGCUUUCUCAUUGUUUGACAAAGAUGGUGAUCAUGUAAUCGACUUCUUUGAGUGUCAAGCGGCCUUUAAAGCGCUCAGGCUGGACCCAUCCUCUGAGAAUAUUAAGGAACUAUUCAAGGAACUUGGAAAGGAUGAGAGUGAUGUAUUGACACUUAUGGACUUCAAAACACUUGUAAUCGCUAGAAUACACACGAGAUACACGUCUAGCGAAGUUGAAAAAAUCUUCAACCAGAUACAAGAUGGAAAAGGCAGCAAUAUCUCAAACGAGGAGCUAAAUUUAAUGAUCUCAGAAGCAUCAAGCAACGGGGAUUUUAUCACUAUUGAGGACUUUAGCAGACUUAUGAAGCGAUCCUGGACGGGAGAUCCUAUAGAUAUGCUCUCAGAUUCCGAGUAG